Messenger RNA from Zootermopsis nevadensis, 4076 nucleotides. The record is from RefSeq and is a predicted model, not a curated record. Lineage: Eukaryota; Metazoa; Arthropoda; Insecta; Blattodea; Termopsidae.
AGCACUGCUGUUCAGUUGCCUGUGCUGAAGCUUGGAAUAAACUUUAGGGACGAGUUGAAAAGACUGCAAGUCAAGUUCAUACGACAAUCAUAAUAUUUGAGCAGACUUUUUGACGUAUUUUCAUAAAGAAAUAAACUGUGGCUAUUAAAUCUGAGUUUUUAUUAUGACAACAAUGGACAUACGAACUGUUUAGUCGUCAGUGAAUAACGUGAACAAAUUUUCUUUUGUGGUUGUAUGGACUGGAAUAAAUUGUCAAGAGCAAUACAAUGUGUGAGUCAAUGAUUCACGGAAAUUGGGAAUGUGGUCUGAUGGGCGGUGUUCGAGGAUGGUAUAUGGACUUGUGAAUAAUUCCAGAAGUCCUGUGAUCACUGCAUUUGACGGUGUGAUGUCCAAUGCCGCCCGUAAGAAAAGUAAUUCCGACUGGGAGCUGACUACUAUGGAGAGGCGGUAUUCUGUUCCUCCGCCGUCAAACGCUGCCCCUGGCCCAGGUACGGGCCCUCAUGAUCCACAUCAUCCCAGAGGACAACCACCCAUCAAUCCUGUCGGUGGACCUUCGGCAUCCGAGGAUCUCCACGCAUGGUCUAUCUAUAGGCAAAAUCUGAACUCUGAUUUCACAGACUCAGCACUUGGUUCAAGUGAGAAGUCUCCUCUUCCAUAUGGCAAUUUUCAGCUCAGAGAGUCCACUGUCCAGUCUAUACUCAGUCAUCCUCGGUAUGGACCAAAGUCAGCACUCGGUGCAAACAUGUAUACGUACCUCAAAUUUGGCUUGCCGAGAGUGUUUCCUCCGUCAAGAGGACCCAGAGAUGGGUCCAGUGGCUAUGAUUCUAGUGAUGAUGGGUCUCCAUACCUGCACAGGCAAGGUCGUAAUUAUCUUCGGUCACGCAGCGAUCCCGAUUUUAGGAACCAGCCCCUGCAUCGACCUUAUUCAGGUCAUGGGCCAAGAGCAGGUCCUCCAGUCGCAGUUGGUGUACCACGAGGAGAUGGUUGGGUAAGAACCAAGAGCAACAGUGAAGCCAACCUCCUGUCUGCGCAGGAAGCUGCGUACUUCAGACACCAACAGGAGCAACACCGCAGAAGUGUUCAUGACCUUCGAGCUCUCCCAUAUUCUGAAAUGGAAGGGGUGGUUGGUUCACAUCGUAGAAUGUCUAAGGCUGGUUCACAUACAAGUCUGACACGUAACCGACAAAGUUCGUCAGUGCACCACGGUGGAGUACCUGCCACGCCCAGAGAUGAAGCAGCAGCAGCAGCAGCCAUGACUCUUAAUAGUCGGCUAGGUCCUGUUGCAGAGGCGUCCAUGUUGCCAAGAGAAACUUAUUAUGGAGAACAUAUUGACACUUCAUUCAAAAACCCACAUUUACAGGUUCGUGGACUUGAAGUAGAGUCUCAUUCAAGAAGACACCUGCUUCUCCUGCAGGGAGUUUCAUUUGAAGUGCAUGGUGGUGAUAUUAUGGCUGUUAUGGCAACAGCAGAAGAAGAAGGCACAGGGCUUCUAGAUGCACUUGCUGGUUGCUCAUCUAACAUUCGCAAACAGCGCGGAGCUGUCCUGCUUAAUGGUCAGUCUGUUUCAUCCAGUCAACUGAGUGACAGAGUGGCUUAUGUGCAAUGUGACAGUCAUUUGUCUCCAGACCUCAGUGUCAGACAAACUCUCAGUCUUCACCACUGGCUCCGUCAUUCCAGUGGUCAUCACAGGAAGCUCAGUACUAAGGAUAGGAUUGAUUCUUUAAUAGAAGAUGUAGGACUAGAUCAGGUUCGUCACACAAAAGUCUCUGGACUAACGACAUCUGAGAAACGUCGUUUGAAUGUAGCAUGUCACCUGCUCCUUGAUACUGAUAUAGUAGUUUUGGAUCAGCCUACCAGAGGGAUGGAUAUUUUUGACACAUUCUUUCUAGUUGAGUUUCUGCGACAGUGGGCUGCUACUGCUGGGAGCAGUGGUCCACCUUCUAUUACACCAAGUGGUGUGACUGGAGGGAGAAUAGUGAUUUUGACUAUCCAUCCUCCGACUUAUGAGAUAUUUACGAUGUUGUCGCAUGUGGCACUAGUCUCUGCGGGUCGACUGAUGUUCAGUGGUCGCAGACGUGAGAUGCUGCCAUAUUUUGCCAUGGUGGAUUAUCCUUGCCCAGCCUACAAGAACCCAUCUGAUUACUAUUUGGAUCUAGUUACGUUGGACGACCUUUCAGCUGAAGCAAUGCUUGAAUCAAGUCAGAGAAUAGAGCAGCUUGCUGAAACAUUUAACCAAGUUCAGGAACCGUUGGCUGAACCUGGACCACCUAUCGCAUUGCCACCAAAACUCAGACAAGCAAACUGCGUCACACAGUGUUUUGUUCUAAUUAUGCGAGCAUUAAUCUUAACUCAGCCAAUUAGCUUAGUCCACUGGCUCAAUCAACUCCUGUUAGCUGCCCUCAUGUCACUUAUCAUUGGUGCUAUCUGGUGGGAUGUUCCUGGCUCUGAUCCUCAGCUAAUCUACAGUGAUCGGCCCGGUUUUCAUUAUGUAAUGGCUACGUUAGCCCCUUGGCCUAUUCUUCUGCUGGCCUUGGGGGAAGUUGGAAGGGAGAGGUGGUCUGUACAUCGAGAUAUAAGGGACCGGUUGUACUAUAGAAUGGUCUACAUAUUCACAAAGGUGCUAUACAAUCUCCCAGCCUCUGUCUGUGUUUGGCUUGCGUACUUGGUCCCAGCCUACUCCAUGACAGGUCUGCAUAUGCAAGGAAAUGAUAUGUCAUCAUUUUAUGUAUAUGUCGGCCUCAUGUUGGUAUACCUGCUAACUCUGCAGAUGUUAAUAACAGCUCUGGGUUAUAUGUUGAAAUGGAAACACAUAGCUGCAAUUUUAGCAGGCCUGCUAGUGACUUGUCUAGCUCUUGUAUCUGGAGUUCCAGUCCAUCCUGCAGACCUCAGUGUGUGGUGUAAAUGGUUAGGAAUUGUAUCUCCUGUGAAGUGGAUACUUCCUGUACUGAUAGCCAGAGAAUACAGACCUGACGCUUUAGUAUCCAGUGCUGGGCUGUGCCGGAAUAAACAGGUCCAGCAUCAGGAUAUCAUUGUGCAAUUAACGUGUGUCCCACCCAACGGAACUGCGGCCCUUCAGUACCUUGGUCUGAUCCAAGACCCAAGGCAGCCAAGCUACAUGCCUCCUCUAGCAGUGACUGUAUUUUGGUUCCUGUGUCUUCUCAUAGCAGCUAGCUGUUUCCUUAUAUUCCGGUAUAAGCCACAGCUUCCACGCAACAACCCUAAUAAGCCAUAAGGAAACGAUAUGAAAAAUCAAAUGAUUUUGCUGGUGCCAAGAGAUGUGAAAGGAAACCGGCAAUCUUCCUGAGGGGGAGGCCCACAGAUUUGGUAUGGCUGAAGAGUAUCUGGGAGGUACAAGUGAAGGUUCUGACAAAGGGAAGAAAGAAAACUGAGACAGGUUUCUCUACAGUUGAAGCUACUUUCUUCAGUGGGUCUCCCUUCAAGGAAGAUUUUCAUUUUCCUUCAGCCUCUGAAGGACGACUUGGGACUCAAGACUCCAGGUGCGUACGGCAUUCCCUGAAAGUGUUUUCAAGUCUACAUCAGGCUAUUCCGUUAAAACCAGGGUCAAGGAACACCACCAAGACAUCCAGAUGAAUCCUCCAUGGCCAAACACUGCGCAAGCCUGGGCCAACAAAAUCCAACUCCGGGACACCAGCAUCCUGUCCGUGGACCAUAUGAUCAGGGAGGGUGUCCCCCACACUCCUCUUAAUUAGUCUGUCUUUAUGAUGAUUUGUAUUUUCAUUUAUUUGUUGUAUUGCAGUUUUGUGGUACUGAAAAGAAGAAAACCAUUGCAAACGAGUGAAACACAAACAGGACAUUGAUAAUGCAGUGUAGCAAAUUCAGGACCGUGAUAGAGACACAGAAGUUUUACAGUUAAACAAGUGCUAUGUUACAUGUCGUGCCUUCAGCUGCGUUUACAAUAAACGUAACAAGCGGUGACUGUUUGCAAGUAGUAGGUAAGUAGCUGGUAUUGCUCCAAUUGUGAUCUUGCCAUAUUUGUACAGCCUUAAAAUUGAUACUAAACACAUCAGCAGUAUGUUAUUUUAUUGUUCGCAAUAAAGUGUAUUAAGUUUUGUGGA